Molecule: messenger RNA, 1402 nt
Organism: Eurypyga helias (sunbittern)
Lineage: Eukaryota; Metazoa; Chordata; Aves; Eurypygiformes; Eurypygidae
Gene: POR
Product: P450 (cytochrome) oxidoreductase
Exons: 10
Biological process (GO): response to hormone
Cellular component (GO): cytosol
Molecular function (GO): NADPH-hemoprotein reductase activity; FMN binding; flavin adenine dinucleotide binding
Source: RefSeq, a predicted model, not a curated record
CUUGGAAGAAGACUUCAUCACCUGGAGAGAGCAGUUCUGGCCAGCAGUGUGUGAGCACUUUGGGGUGGAGGCGACAGGAGAAGAGUCCAGCAUCCGCCAGUACGAGCUGGUGGUGCACACAGAUGUGAACAUGAACAGGGUCUACACCGGUGAGAUGGGUCGUCUGAAGAGCUACGAGAACCAGAAGCCACCGUUUGAUGCCAAGAACCCCUUCCUGGCCCAGGUUACGGAGAACCGCAAGCUGAACGAAGGUGGAGAGCGACACCUUAUGCACCUGGAGCUGGAUAUCUCCAAUUCCAAAAUCAGGUACGAGUCUGGGGACCACGUGGCGGUGUACCCAGCCAACGACUCUUCUCUGGUCAAUCAGAUUGGUGAGAUCCUGGGCGUGGAUCUGGACACGAUCAUGUCCCUAAACAACUUGGACGAGGAAUCCAAUAAGAAACAUCCCUUCCCCUGCCCCACGUCGUACCGAACAGCCCUGAUGUACUACCUGGACAUCACCAACCCGCCCCGCACCAACGUCCUCUACGAGCUGGCCCAGUACGCCACAGACGCUGGCGAGCAGGAGCGCCUCCGCAAAAUGGCAUCGUCUGCUGCCGAGGGGAAGGCUCUCUACCUCAGCUGGGUGGUGGAGGCCCGGAGGAACAUCCUGGCCAUCCUGCAGGACAUGCCCUCGCUGCGGCCCCCCAUCGACCACCUGUGCGAGCUCCUGCCCCGCCUGCAGGCCCGCUACUACUCCAUCGCCUCCUCCUCCAAGGUUCACCCCAACGCCAUCCACAUCUGCGCUGUGACGGUGGAGUACGAGACCAAGACGGGACGCCUGAACAAAGGAGUGGCCACCAACUGGCUCAAGAGCAAGGUGCCCGCUGAGAACGGGAGCAACUGCCUGGUGCCCAUGUACGUCAGGAAGUCGCAGUUUCGCCUGCCCUUCAAGCCCAGCACGCCCGUCAUCAUGAUCGGCCCGGGCACUGGCGUAGCCCCCUUCAUCGGCUUCAUUCAGGAGCGCGCCUGGCUGAAGCAGCAAGGCAAAGAGGUGGGCGAGACGGUGCUUUACUCCGGCUGCCGCCGGGAGCGGGAGGACUACCUGUACCGCGAGGAGCUGGCCCGCUUCCAGCAGGAGGGAGUCCUCAGCCAGCUCAACGUCGCCUUCUCCAGGGACCAGGCCGAGAAGGUUUACGUUCAGCACUUGCUGAAGAAAAACAAGGAAAACAUCUGGAAGCUGCUUAACGAGGGGAACGCUCAUAUCUACGUGUGCGGUGACGCUCGCAACAUGGCCCGGGACGUGCAGAACACCUUCUACGAGAUCGUGGGGGAAUUCGGGAACAUGACCCAGCCCCAGGCCGUGGACUAUGUAAAGAAGCUGAUGACGAAGGGCCGGUAUUCCCUGGACGUCUGGAGCUAA